AAAUGAAGCGCAUGUUCAGACCUUCCUGUCUGGCGUCUUCUGUGAUUGUAGCCGACUAAAUUACUAUCUAGCUAGCACGACAUUUAUUUAGCUGCUUUCUGUAAUGCGGAUACGUAGGACGGUAAAAUGGCUACAAUUUACAACAUGUUCCAGUCAGAAACAACUUCAAUUAUGUCUAUUCUUGUCGAGACUACACUGACAGAAAUUCGCCAGUAUUUGCUUACCGAGCCAAACUCUCACGCUAACGAAGUUAGCAAUCCCGAGAAUAAGUUUUGCGCAGUUAUGAAUCUGGUGACCGGAGAGGCUAUUCGUAAAAUCUGCCAACUAUUCUUAGCGGUCUCCUCAAGUUUACAAAAUGAGAACGAGAAACUAAAGACAAAGGUGGAGCAGAUGGAUGAAGUUUUGAAAGCAAAAGUGAAGAAGAUGGAUAAAGACAUGAAGGCAAUUACUGAGAAGGCCGAACAUUAUAGAACGUCUCUGGCUAAAGUCACCUUAGACGUGCAAGCACAACCAAAAGGACCAACCCCAACUCAUGUUCUAUAUAAUGGAAUUAUCUUCGCAAUAAAACCAGUUGAUCUCCCGGUGGUACUUGCAAAUACAACAGCUUCAGCAUUGCCAGAAAAUGUCAGUCAACCAAACAAUGUCACCAAUGGAAAGUCAGUCUGUGCAGGUCCUGCAAAAGUUGUCAGUAAACCCAUAGAAACCUGUUUAGUGGAGAAUGACUCCUCUCUGGGAGACACCCAUGGAAUUAAUAACGACCCCUCACCAAUAGACACUGAAUCCAAUGCUGAGCAUAUUAGGCUUCCUGAGGACACUGGCAACAGGAAACAAGAUUGCAGUGCUGCUAAUGGGACAGGAUCCAAAGAAACCAAAUGCUUCAAGUGUGAUGUUUGUGACAAGACCUUCCACUUGAACCGCCUGCUAGUACGACACAUGGUAAUCCACACGGGAGAGAGGCCAUUCCCUUGUGGUCAAUGCGGCAAAACGUUUAGAAUGAGCAAGCAGCUUGAGCAGCACAUGUUGCGCCACAGUGAAAAAACGUUCAACUGUAAGGUUUGUGGGAAUACAUUCUCUACCAAGUAUAAUCUAAAACAGCAUCAGCUUGUUCAUGCAGCGGAGAGGCCGUUCAGUUGCCAGACCUGUGGAAAGGGUUUCACACUAAAGAAACUGCUCAGCGACCACGAGAGGAUCCACACAGGUGAGAAACCCUACAGAUGCACAGUGUGUGGGAAGAGUUUCAGGCAGAGUGGUGGCCUAAGUGGUCAUAUGAGAACACACACAGGUGAACGUCCACAUACAUGCUCAGAGUGUGGCAAGAGCUUCAUGACCAAAUCCAGCCUCAAAUACCAUUUGGUAGUACAUACAGGGGAGAAACCAUUUAAAUGUGAGACCUGUGGCUCUGCUUUUAGCCAUAAAGCGAACCUCGGGAGACACCAGGUUCUGCACACAGGGGAGAGACCAUACAAAUGUAAAGUGUGCGGGAAAAGCUACCUUCAGUCCACCCUCCUGAAAGCUCAUAUGCACAACCAUGGGGCAACCAAACCGUAUAUGUGUGACCUAUGUGGGAAGACUUUUAUUUACAAUUACCAAAUGAAACAGCACAAUCUGAAAUGGCACACGGCCGACGGAGAGAGGCAGAGAGAGCGAGACAAAGCAAGGAGGAGAACCGCCCGGCGCGAUGGAUCAUCGACAAAGCCAUUCAGUUGUGACGUGUGUUUGCACGGCUUCAGCUCCAUGCUGACCCUGAAAAACCAUCAACGGAUUCACACGGGACAGAAGUAUUAUUCCUGUUCCAUUUGCGGCAAGACCUUGGCCUACAAACACACCUUUGACUAUCACAUGAGACUUCACAGUGGACAUAAGCCUUAUGCUUGUAAGUAUUGUGGAAAGACAUUUUUUCUUAAGCAAGCUCUUGAAGGACACGAGCGAACUCAUACGGGGGAAAAACCCUUCAAUUGCACUUACUGUGACAAGACUUUUGCAGUCAACAGCAAUCUCAAAAGGCACGAGCGGGUCCACACAGGAGACAAGCCAUACAAAUGUGAUGUCUGCGGAAGGUGUUUCAGCCAAGCCAGCAAUGUCAAAGCCCACAUGCAAAUCCACACUGGAGUGAGGCCAUACUAUUGCAAGAGCUGUGGAAAGGGCUUUUCUGACAUAAGACACUACAGAAACCAUAACUGUAAUGAUGUGGUAGCCACUCGUAAAUCUUCUGACCGCAGCUUCAGAAGCAGAAAGGGACAACGAAUGUAGAGACGGUGCUUGCCCUCAUGCCUCUGUUUUGUAGACCAUAUAAGUAAUAUUGUCUUUCUUUCUGGGGAGCAUUUCUUGGGAGACUUACAGGAACAUUUGAGUGCUUGAGGAAAUUACAUGUUUGUUGUAAAGCUUGGAGCUAUUGGUAAAGCUCAGUUCUCAGCGCGAGACUCUGACAUAAUUCACAGAUUUGUACGGCUUUUACGAAGUAGACCGAAAGCCAUUCUAAACUAGCACAAUAUUGGGUACUCAUUAGCUUACAUUUUGGUAAUUGUUUGAACGGUUGCUAUGACCACAUGCGGUUCUGAUCUUUACAAAAUCCAGAAUACCCAUUUUGGAUGGAGUAGCAGGUAGUUAGAACGCUAACGCUUGUCGGCAUAGGCUAGAAGCAAGGUAAGCCUAGCAGUUAGAUCAUCUUGGCAGUAACUGAACUAUUUAUGGAUCUAAUCCAUAAGCCUACAUGGUGAGAAUGUCUUUUGUUUGUCUCCCAGGUUGUUCUUGUGAAUGAAUGUUCUCAUUGAACCUGCCUAGUCAAAUAAGGGUAAAAAUGGUCUGCAAGUUAGGAUCUGAAUUCAUGAGCCCAGAUUCUUAGGUGACUGUUAUUUCUGAAAGUCUGACAAAUGUUUUAUGAUGUUUUUCAGUUGUUUAAAUCAUUAAACACCUCAUUUAAAAAUAUCAAACUAGGCAUUAGCACUUGGUCAUUUAUUUGGGUGACUAAAUAGAUAAUUUUACUAAGGGGACAGGAUUUUAGCAAU
Molecule: messenger RNA, 3005 nt
Organism: Esox lucius (northern pike)
Lineage: Eukaryota; Metazoa; Chordata; Actinopteri; Esociformes; Esocidae
Product: oocyte zinc finger protein XlCOF6-like
Exons: 4
Coding region: 127-2250 (707 amino acids)
Source: RefSeq, a predicted model, not a curated record